GAGAAAGCGCACCCGCAGACUGGGAGGGAAGGGGCACCCAGGGCAGACCUUGGGGGUCUAGGCCUGAAAAGGAGCAGAAGGGCAGAAGCCGCCGCUCGGCUCCCCUAGCGAGCCCCCCACCAAACCAAGGCUCCUGGGGAGGCCGUGGAAGGCAGGUCUGCAAGCCCCUCCGGUUGCCCUGUAGGACCCAGCCAGCAGCCAUGGCAACCUGGGAGCUACAAGUGUUCGUGGGGGACCAAGAGGCCCAAGAGGAGUCUGUGACCCUGCGGGUCACCGGCGAGUCCCACAUCGGCGGCGUCAUCCUCAAGAUCGUGGAGGAGAUCAAGCGGAAGCAGGACUGGUCCGACUAUGGGCUGUGGUGGGAGCAGAAGAAAAUGUGGCUGCUGCAGACCCACUGGACCCUGGACAAAUACGGCGUCCUGGCCGAUGCCCGGCUGUACUUCGGGCCUCAGCACCGGCCCAUCACCCUCCGGCUGCCCAACCGCCGUGCCCUGCGUCUGCGUGCCAGCUUCUCGCAGCCCCUCUUCCGCACAGUGGCCGCCAUCUGCCGCAUUCUCAGCAUCCGUCACCCUGAGGAGCUGUCCCUGCUCCGGGCCCCUGACAAGAAGGAGAAGAAGAAGAAAGAUAAGGAGCCUGAAGAAGAAGUGUUUGACCUGACCAAGGUUGUGCUUGCUGCCGGCGUGGCCCCAGCCCAGUUCCGGGGGAUGCCAGCUCACUUCUCUGAUAGCCCCGAGACAGAGGCCUGUUACCGGAUGCUCAGCCUUCCCCAGCCUCCCCCAGACCCAGCCCAGUUGCUCCGCCUGCCCAGGCCCAGCUCUCUGGCUGACAAGACCCAACUGCACAGCCGGUGGCUGGAUUCAUCAAGGUGCUUAAUGCAGCAAGGAGUCAAGCCUGGGGACACCCUCUGGCUGCGCUUCAAAUACUACAGCUUCUUCGACCUGGACCCCAAGGCAGACCCAGUACGCCUUAUGCAGCUCUACGAACAGGCUCGCUGGGACCUGCUGCUGGAAGAGAUCGACUGUACGGAGGAAGAGAUGAUGGUCUUUGCAGCACUGCAGUAUCACAUUAACAAGCUGGCCCUGAGCGGGGAGCUCGAUGAGCCCUCAGGUGGCAGUGGCCUGGAUGACCUGGACGCAGCACUGAAUAAUCUGGAGGUGAAGCUGGAGGGCUCAGCCUCUACGGACAUGCUGGACAGCCUAACAGCCAUCCCUGAGCUCAAGGACCAUCUUCGCAUCUUCCGGCCCCGGAAGCUCACCCUAAAGGGAUACCGCCAAUACUGGGUUGUGUUUAAGGAGACCACACUCUCCUAUUACAAGAGCCAAGAGGAGGCCCCCGGAGACCCCAUCCAGCAGCUCCAUCUGAAGGGCUGCGAGGUCGUACCAGACGUCAACGUCUCUGGGCAGAAGUUUUGCAUCAAACUCUUGGUGCCUUCACCAGAGGGCAUGAGCGAGCUCUACCUGCGUUGCCAGGAUGAGCAGCAGUAUGCCCAGUGGAUGGCCGGCUGCCGGCUGGCCUCUAAGGGACGCACCAUGGCAGAUAGCAGCUACCAGAGUGAAGUUCAGGCCAUCCUGGCCUUCCUGAGCCUGCAGCGGACAGGGGGAGGUGGAGGAGCCAGCCCCACCAACCCCCAGGGCCCCGACGCCAGCGGGGAGAUGCUCAACCCGCACGGCCUCGUCGCCCCUCGAUUCCAGCGGAAGCUGAAGGCCAAACAGCUGACCCCCCGAAUCCUGGAGGCACACCAGAACGUGGCCCAGCUCUCUCUGUCAGAGGCCAAGCUCCGAUUCAUCCAGGCCUGGCAAUCCCUGCCUGACUUUGGCAUCUCCUACUUCGUCGUCAGGUUUAAGGGCAGCAGGAAGGACGAGAUCCUGGGCAUUGCCAACAACCGCCUGAUCCGCAUCGACCUGGCCGUGGGCGACGUCAUGAAGACUUGGAGAUUCAGUAACAUGCGUCAGUGGAACGUCAACUGGGACAUCCGCCAGGUGGCCAUCGAAUUUGACGAGCACAUCAACGUGGCCUUCAGCUGCGUGUCGGCCGGGUGUCGAGUCCUGCACGAGUACAUCGGCGGCUACAUCUUCCUGUCCACCCGGGAGCGCUCCCGAGGCGAGGAGCUGGACGAGGAUCUCUUCCUGCAGCUCACUGGGGGCCACGAAGCCUUCUGAGACCCCCAGAAGGUCUCAUCCAUCCCCACCCAACAAGGCCCGGCUCUCUCUCACAAAAGCUUCUCCUCCCUUCACUCACCCCCUCCCCCAGCACACACACACACACACACACACACACACACACCCCACGCCCAUCACCCCUGGCACCCUCUUGAAGGGGGGGCCCAAGCCUCAGGGCUCCUCCGUGAUAAGGCUCCCUACUUCCUUUGUGUGGGGAAAAGUGGGAGGCUGAGUUGAACAGAACCCCCCAUCAGGGCCCACCCAGAGACUGCUCACGCCUGGCAUCAGCUCUCUCCUGCCCUGGAGAUGAGUGAGGCAGGCUGAGGGCUCCCAGGACCCAACUGCCUUCUGACUGCCACACUUCUCGGGCACAGCCGUAAGAAGGAGAUUUGUUUUCUUUAUCAGUUUUUAUUUGUCUUUUUAUAAAUAAAUAUUUCAUAC
Trichosurus vulpecula (common brushtail) is the source of this 2600-nucleotide messenger RNA. RefSeq names its product fermitin family member 3 (gene FERMT3). Gene Ontology annotation, molecular function: integrin binding. Gene Ontology annotation, biological process: leukocyte cell-cell adhesion; cell-matrix adhesion; integrin-mediated signaling pathway. The transcript is spliced from 15 exons. The coding region runs from base 201 to 2159 and encodes 652 amino acids. NCBI's taxonomy places the organism in Eukaryota, Metazoa, Chordata, Mammalia, Diprotodontia, Phalangeridae. Gene Ontology annotation, cellular component: cell-substrate junction. The record is from RefSeq and is a predicted model, not a curated record.